AAUUAGCGUUGUAGCCCUCGCUCCUGCUGGGGAGGGUGGACCCCGCACUGGCUUUGGCCUGUCCCUUUAAGAAAGACGACGUUAUCCCAGGCUGCUAUUCGACUACUACUGCCUGGUCCAGGGGGUCGUUUGCUACUCGUUAGGUCUGGCCUUAAGCCGGAAAUAGAGGGGGCUCCGAGUGGGAGCCACGACAGUGACGUCCAAGGCCGGCCCCACGCCUCCGCCUUUGCCCCGCCUCCCGUUACUCAUUGGAGACGCUUUGCGCCAAUUACGCCGCGGCUACCCAAUGGCUAGCCACCUGUCCUCCGGGUCCUGCCCAGUGGUCUCCCCCAGGUGGCCGGGUCUUCGUGUGCGCAUGCGCCCAAGCCCUUCCCAGGUUUUAACUCUCUUGGCCCAACUGCGCAAGCCUAAAGAAGACCGCUGCGCCUAGUCGCCCCCGCCCCCCGCUCUGCGCGUGCGCACUUCCACCGUCGGGUUUUCCUUUUCCGGGUCCUCGCUGGGGCUAUCGGGCGCAUGCGCCAUUGCAGGCUGGCGGCUGGCGGCUUCUUCCGGCCUUCCUUUUAGGCCGGCACCGGCAGAAGCGGGGCGAACGCUGUGCCCCUAGCGAGUGACCUGCUACCCCGGAAGUGGACCUCAGGGUCCUAGGGCUCUCCCCGGUCCGGAGAGGAAGGAGCCGUCGCCUGCACUCCGAGAGCACCCACUCCACGCCCACCUCUGGAUGUUGCCGACGGGUGCCCGGCCCGUGCCCCGCGCCUGCCUACUGGCUCGGCCCCCCGGAGCGGUUCCGAGCCACGGGUGGGGGCCGAGACCCCGCCCCUGAUGCCGCCCCACCCCUGUGCCGGAGCCGCGCCCCGCUGACUGCCCCGGCCGGCCCCGCCCCCUGCCCGCACCCGCGCCCCGCCGAUCCCUUCCCCCGCGGGGGGAGACCAUGGCGUGAGCUCCAGGCCGGGCCCCGGGGCCCUCGGGCACCAAGCGGGGCAUGGGCCGGGGUCCGCCCCCAUGAGGGUCCCGGGAGAAGGACGCGCGCAGCAGCGGCGGGGCCAUGGGGUCUCAGGUGUUGCAGAUCCUGCGCCAGGGGGUGUGGGCCUCGCUCACCGGCGGUUGGUUCUUCGACCCGCAUCAAAGUACCUUCUCCAACUGCUUCCACCUUUAUGUCUGGAUCUUCCUGCUCAUCUUUCCCUUCUUGCUGUACAUGGUCUUACCCCCCAGCUUGGUGGUGGCUGGUGUGUACUGCCUGGUGGUGGCAGCCAUCUUCACUACCAUCAAGACUGUGAACUAUCGGCUGCAUGCCAUGUUCGACCAGGGCGAAAUUGUGGAGAAGCGCAACUCUACCAUGGGAGAACAGGAGGAGGAGCCUGCCCAGGGGGACAGCAGUCUGCCCAGGGACCCUGGUGUAGAGAUGACAGUGUUCCGGAAAGUGAGUUCCACACCCCCAGUUCGCUGCAGUUCCCAGCAUUCUGUGUUUGGCUUCAACCAGGUCUCGGAACUGCUGCCUCAGAUGGAAGACUCUGGGCCCCUCAGAGACAUCAAGGAGCUGGUGCGAGAGCAGGGCAGCAACAACGUGAUCGUGACCUCUGCCGAUCGAGAGAUGUUGAAGCUCAGUUCACAAGAGAAACUGAUUGGCGAUCUUCCCCAGACACCCCCAGGGGCUCUCCCAGACCCCUCUUUCCCCAGCACGGACUCGUCAGAGCGCUCUCCCCUGGCUGGAGGUGGAGCUCCCUGGGGUGGGAGCAGCGUGGUGGACACUCCCAUGAGCCCCUUGCUGAAGGGGAGCCUCAGCCAGGAGCUGAGCAAGAGCUUCCUGACUCUGACCCGGCCUGACCGGGCCCUCGUAAGGACCAGCAGCCGAAGGGAACACCGCCGGGGAGCUGGAGGUUACCAGCCCCUGGACCGGCGGGGCUCGAGUGAGCCCAUGCCCCAGAAAGCGGGCUCCUCGGACUCAUGCUUCAGUGGCACAGACAGGGAGACGCUGAGCAGCUUCAAGAGUGAAAAGACCAACUCGACACACCUGGAUAGCCCCUCUGGUGGACAGGCUCCUGAGGGCAGUGACACAGACCCCCCCUCUGAGGCUGAGCUGCCUGCUUCACCAGAUGCUGGGGUACCCUCUGACGACACCCUGCGUUCCUUUGACACAGUCAUUGGAGCAGGAACGCCACCAGGUCCAACUGAGCCACUCAUGGUUGUGCGACCCAAGGACUUGGCCCUGCUUCGGCCUAGCAAACGGCGGCCACCUGUACGAAGACAUUCCCCCCCCAGCCGUGCCCCUCGACGCCCCCUGCUUGAGGGCGCAGGCUUCUUUGAGGACGAAGACACCAGCGAGGGCAGCGAGCUGAGCCCAGCCUCGAGUCUGCGAUCACAGCGCCGCUACAGCACCGACAGCUCUUCUUCCACUUCCUGCUACUCCCCUGAGAGCUCCCGGGGUGCAGCAGGGGGGCCUCGGAAGCGCCGAGCUCCCCAUGGGGCUGAGGAAGGCACCGCCGUACCCCCUAAGCGGCCCUAUGGGACCCAGCGGACGCCCAGUACUGCCAGUGCCAAGACGCAUGCGCGCGUGCUGAGCAUGGACGCCGCGGCCGGGGGGGAUGUCCUGAGGGCCCCCCUGGCGGGCUCCAAGGCCGAGCUGGAGGCCCAGGCAGGAGGGGAACUGGCGACCAGUGAGCCUGCUGAGGUGCCUGCUGAGCCCCGCAGGGGCCCUGCUGCCAACCAGCCCGGCUGGCGAGGGGAGCUGCAGGAGGAAGGUGCGGUGGGGGGAGCAGCCGAGGAGACAGGCAAGCGGGACCACUCGAGCAACGUGCGGCGGACGCAGGCCAUCCGGAGGCGCCACAACGCCGGCAGCAACCCCACCCCGCCCGCCUCUGUCAUGGGCUCGCCGCCCAGCAGCCUGCAGGAGGCCCAGCGGGGCCGCGCCGCCUCCCACUCACGGGCCCUCACCCUGCCAUCCGCCCUGCACUUCGCCUCCUCGCUGCUGCUUACCCGGGCCGGCACCAAUGUGCACGAGGCCUGCACCUUCGACGACACCUCGGAGGGGGCCGUGCACUAUUUCUACGACGAGAGCGGUCGGGCUGUGGCGCUCCUGUCCCUGACACGCCUCCUCGUCUCCCAUGCCUCUGUCCCAGGUGUGCGGCGGUCCUACACCUUUGGCCUGGCUGGGGGUGGCUACGAGAACCCCGUGGGGCAGCAGGGAGAGCAGGCAGCCAACGGAGCGUGGGACCGCCACUCCCACUCCUCUAGUUUCCACUCGGCCGACGUCCCCGAGGCGACAGGAGGUCUGAACCUGCUGCAGCCCCGGCCGGUGGUUCUGCAGGGCAUGCAGGUGCGCCGGGUGCCCCUGGAGAUCCCAGAGUUUGACCUGCUGGACCAGGACUCCCUGCACGAAUCCCAGGAGCAGACCCUGAUGGAGGAGGCACCGCCCCGCGCCCAGCACAGCUACAAGUACUGGCUCUUUCCUGGCCGCUGGACCUCGGUGCGCUAUGAGCGGCUCGCCCUGCUGGCCCUGCUGGACCGGACACGGGGGGUGAUGGAGAACAUCUUUGGCAUCGGGCUAAGCAGCCUGGUUGCCUUCCUGGGCUACCUGCUGCUGCUCAAGGGCUUCUUCACGGACAUCUGGGUCUUCCAGUUCUGCCUGGUCAUCGCCUCCUGCCAGUACUCCCUGCUUAAGAGCGUGCAGCCUGACGCGGCCUCUCCCAUGCAUGGCCACAACUGGGUGAUUGCCUACAGCCGGCCCGUCUACUUCUGCAUCUGCUGCCUGCUCAUCUGGCUGCUGGACGCCCUGGGCUCGGCUCAGCCCUUCCCACCCGUCUCCCUCUACGGCCUCACACUCUUCUCCGCCUCUUUCUUCUUCUGCGCCCGGGAUGUGGCCACCGUGUUCACCUUGUGCUUCCCGUUCGUCUUCCUUCUGGGCCUCCUGCCCCAGGUCAACACCUGCCUCAUGUACCUGCUGGAGCAGAUAGACAUGCACGGCUUUGGGGGCACAGCCGCCACCAGCCCGCUCACGGCCGUCUUCAGCCUGGCCCGCAGCCUGCUGGCCGCCGCUCUGCUCUAUGGCUUCUGCCUCGGAGCCAUCAAGACUCCUUGGCCAGAGCAGCACGUCCCCGUCCUCUUCUCCGUCUUCUGUGGCCUCCUGGUGGCGCUGUCCUACCACCUGAGCCGGCAGAGCAGUGACCCCACCGUGCUCUGGUCUCUGGUUCGGAGCAAGAUCUUCCCUGAACUAGAGGAGCGGAGCCUGGAGACAGCCCGCGCCGAGCCCCCGGACCCCCUGCCAGAGAAGAUGCGCCAGUCGGUGCGAGAGGUCCUGCACUCCGACCUGGUGAUGUGCGUGGUGAUCGCCGUCCUCACGUUUGCCGUCAGCGCCAGCACCGUCUUCAUCGCCCUGAAGUCGGUGCUGGGUUUCGUGUUGUACGCCCUGGCUGGAGCUGUGGGCUUCUUCACGCAUUACCUGCUGCCGCAGCUCCGCAAGCAGCUGCCCUGGUUCUGCCUCUCGCAGCCCGUGCUGAAGCCGCUGGAGUACAGCCAGUAUGAAGUGCGCGGUGCUGCCCAGGUGAUGUGGUUUGAGAAGCUGUACGCCAUCCUUCAGUGUGUGGAGAAGUACCUCCUCUACCCUGCGGUGGUGCUCAACGCCCUCACAGUGGACGCCCACACCGUCGUCAGCCACCCGGACAAGUUCUGCCUCUACUGCCGGGCACUGCUGAUGACCGUGGCAGGGCUGAAGCUGCUGCGCUCGGCCUUCUGUUGCCCACCCCAGCAGUACCUGACCUUGGCUUUCACCGUCCUGCUCUUCCACUUCGACUACCCGCGCCUCUCCCAGGGCUUUCUGCUCGACUACUUCCUCAUGUCCCUGCUUUGCAGCAAGCUGUGGGACCUGCUGUACAAGCUGCGUUUCGUGCUGACCUACAUCGCGCCCUGGCAGAUCACCUGGGGCUCGGCCUUCCAUGCCUUUGCCCAGCCCUUCGCCGUGCCACAUUCGGCCAUGCUGUUCGUGCAGGCCCUGCUGUCAGGGCUGUUCUCCACGCCGCUCAACCCCCUCCUGGGCAGCGCUGUCUUCAUCAUGUCCUACGCGAGGCCUCUCAAGUUCUGGGAGCGCGACUACAACACUAAACGUGUGGAUCAUUCCAACACCCGCCUGGUGACUCAGCUGGACAGGAACCCCGGCGCUGAUGACAACAACCUCAACUCCAUCUUCUACGAGCACUUGACGCGCUCGCUGCAGCACACGCUGUGUGGGGACCUGGUGCUGGGCCGCUGGGGCAACUACGGCCCCGGCGACUGCUUCGUCCUGGCCUCCGACUACCUCAACGCGCUGGUGCACCUCAUCGAGGUCGGCAACGGCCUCGUCACCUUCCAGCUGCGCGGCCUUGAGUUCCGGGGCACAUACUGCCAGCAGCGCGAGGUGGAGGCCAUCACCGAGGGCGUGGAGGAGGACGAGGGCUGCUGCUGCUGCGAGCCCGGCCACCUGCCCCGCGUGCUGUCUUUCAACGCCGCCUUCGGGCAGCGCUGGCUGGCCUGGGAGGUGACAGCCAGCAAGUACGUGCUGGAGGGGUACAGCAUCAGCGACAACAACGCCGCCUCCAUGCUGCAGGUCUUCGACCUCCGCAAGAUCCUCAUCACCUACUAUGUCAAGAGCAUCAUCUACUACGUCAACCGCUCCCCCAAGCUGGAGGCCUGGCUGAGCCACGAGGGCAUCGCGGCUGCCCUGAGGCCCGUGCGGGCCCCCGGCUACGCUGACUCAGACCCCACCUUCUCCCUGAGCGUGGACGAGGACUACGACCUGCGCCUCUCCGGCCUCUCCCUGCCCUCCUUCUGCGCCGUGCACCUGGAGUGGAUCCAGUACUGCGCGUCCCGGCGAGGCCAGCCGGUGGACCAGGACUGGAACUCGCCCCUCGUCACCUUGUGUUUUGGCCUGUGUGUGCUGGGCCGCCGGGCCCUGGGGACGGCCUCGCACAGCAUGUCUGCCAGCUUGGAGCCCUUCCUGUACGGCCUGCACGCCCUGUUCAAGGGCGACUUCCGCAUCACCUCCCCCCGCGACGAGUGGGUCUUUGCCGACAUGGACCUGCUCCACCGGGUAGUGGCACCUGGGGUCCGCAUGGCCCUCAAGCUUCACCAGGACCACUUCACAUCCCCAGAUGAGUACGAGGAGCCGGCAGCCCUGUACGACGCCAUCGCAGCCAACGAGGAGCGGCUGGUCAUCUCCCACGAGGGGGACCCGGCGUGGCGCAGCGCCAUCCUGAGCAACACGCCCUCCCUGCUGGCGCUGCGCCACGUCAUGGACGACGCGUCCGACGAGUACAAGAUCAUCAUGCUCAACCGCCGCCACCUCAGCUUCAGGGUCAUCAAGGUGAACCGGGAAUGCGUGCGCGGCCUGUGGGCCGGGCAGCAGCAGGAGCUGGUGUUCCUGCGCAACCGCAACCCCGAGCGGGGCAGCAUCCAGAACGCCAAGCAGGCGCUCCGCAACAUGAUCAACUCCUCCUGCGACCAGCCCCUCGGCUACCCCAUCUACGUGUCGCCCCUCACCACCUCGCUGGCCGGCAGCCACCCCCAGCUGCGGGCGCUGUGGGGCGGGCCCGUCAGCCUGGGUGCCAUCGCCCGCUGGCUCCUGCGCAGCUGGGAGAGGCUGCAUAAGGGCUGCGGCGCUGGUUGCAAUAGUGGCGGCAACGUGGACGACUCUGACUGCGGUGGGGGCAGUGGCCUGGCCUCCCUCAGCAAUAAUCCCCCUGCGGCACACCCCACGCCCGAGAACGCGGCAGGCAGCGGGGAGCAGCCCCUCCCCUCGGGCCCUGGCUGGGGGCCCAGGCCCUCCAUCAGCAGCUCCGGAGAUGGGCGGCCCCCCCCUCUGCUGCAGUGGCCGCCCCCUCGGCUCUCCGGACCGCCGCCCGCCUCCCCCGCUCUCGCCGAGGUUCCCCGCCCCUCACGGCCCCCCGGCCCCGGGCUCCUCAGUGCCGAGGGGCCCAAUGGGAAGUGGAGCCUGGGGGGCCGGAAGGGACUGGGAGGAUCCGAUGGGGAGCCAGCCUCAGGGAGCCCCAAAGGAGGCACCCCCAAGUCUCAGGUGCCUCUGGACCUCAGCCUCAGCCCCGACGUGAGCUCCGAGGCCUCGCCUCCUCGAGCAGCCCAGGACAUUCCUUGUUUGGACAGCAGUGAUGCCAAGAGCGGGACGCCCAGCGGGCCCCCGGGCGACUGGCCGGCCCCCGCCGAGGAGCGCGAGAGCCCCGCCGCGCAGCCCUUGCUGGAGCACCAGUACUGAGUGGCCGGCGCCACCGGACCUGCCCGGGACCCAGUGACUCGGACGCCCUCCGCUGCCGCCGGCCUCUGCUGGGCCGCAGAACUGAGCAGCUUUGGCUCCCAAGUCUGAACCCUCACCUCUGUCUGCCUCAGCCAGAGCACCAGAACUGAAUGGCCCGGCCCUCUGACCUUGACCUCUGAGCUCCCCCAAAUUCACGGCCUGGGUGCUCUCAGCUGGGGCACUCAGCCUCCCAGCCGGGCCCCGAGAGCCAAACCCAUGGGCUGGUCCCUCUCUGAGCCCGUGACCAGGACGGACUGUGCCCUGGGCCUGCACUGCCUGAAGGCUGGUCCCCUUUGCCUGGACCUGGGGCCCGGAACCGGGCAAGGCUGGUUUGUUUGUUUCUUUUUUCUUUCUUUCUUUUUUUUUUUUCCGUGCUUCAGAGACACCAAAUUAAUAACACUAUUUUUGAUUUUG
Molecule: messenger RNA, 7684 nt
Organism: Perognathus longimembris pacificus (Pacific pocket mouse)
Lineage: Eukaryota; Metazoa; Chordata; Mammalia; Rodentia; Heteromyidae
Gene: Pcnx3
Product: pecanex 3
Exons: 35
Coding region: 1043-7231 (2062 amino acids)
Cellular component (GO): membrane
Source: RefSeq, a predicted model, not a curated record